AUGUUGUUAUACUUUUAUCUAUUUAUAUAUACUAUUACACUGAUCUCUUCAAAUUGUCCUGAUAUCUUUCUUAAACCUGUUAAACAUGAUAAGAAAGAAAUUGCUCUUAUAUUUAUUCCCGGUGUUGAACUACCACCUGACCGACAUGUACCUCUAUUGACCAAUCUUCAAUAUUCUUCUGAUUAUUUAUUAUGGAUCGGCAAACCACAAUUUCCAUUUAAUUUACCUACUGAACAAACUCCUCCACGUGUUAUUGAGGAAUCCCAAGCAGAAAAAAAAUCGUGA
Didymodactylos carnosus is the source of this 285-nucleotide messenger RNA. The record is from the annotation of a GenBank genome assembly. NCBI's taxonomy places the organism in Eukaryota, Metazoa, Rotifera, Eurotatoria, Philodinida, Philodinidae.